Messenger RNA from Bipolaris zeicola 26-R-13, 885 nucleotides. RefSeq lists its product as uncharacterized. The coding region runs from base 1 to 885 and encodes 294 amino acids. The transcript is spliced from 2 exons. NCBI's taxonomy places the organism in Eukaryota, Fungi, Ascomycota, Dothideomycetes, Pleosporales, Pleosporaceae. The record is from RefSeq and is a predicted model, not a curated record.
AUGAAGCAUACAGUCAUCUGUUGUGCGCGUACGAAGCCCCCCACCUAUGAUAAGUCGGGAUAUGCUAGUCUGAGAGACGAGCCUACUCUCACCUUUGUUGAGCACUCCAUUGACAUGGCUAUCUUGCGCACUAACAGCCAGAUUCACCGCGAGGCCUAUGAUGUCAUGGUGAAAUCUAACCGAUUCAUUCGACUCAAUUGCGCAAUGUAUAUGCCUUUUCUCGAGGGCUUUGCAGGUCAUGAUAUGCCAACUAUGGCAUGUGGGCCAAUCUGUUCUGAGAAGCACGUCCGUUACAAGGACGACUUGACUGGACACUUCUCCGAGACUAUACAGAAAGUGCUGAAGUCGCUGGAAUCAAAGAAAGACGAAGGACUUGGCUUCUAUCGUAAAGGGGACUUCAUACAAGCUAGUAUGUUGUGGGCAGAAGUUUCAAUGGAGGUUGCCAGCCUUCGCAGGGGGAAAACCUGGGACAAGUUGCAAAGAACCAGUGGUGAUAGUUUCAUUGAGAGCAUUGCUGAUCUGCAAUUCAAGACCGGCCUCAACGUGGCUCAAGCCACCAUCAAAGUAAGAGAUAUGACUUUCAGAAUGCUGGGUAAGAGUAGAAGUAAUCCAGAGCUACAACGAGACAUGGCAGAGUGCGGAUUGAAAAUGUCGGCGGAUGCGGCGGCUCCCGGGUAUUGGCGGGAUGGAUACACAUGGGAGUGUUCCGACGUCCUCCGAGUGAAGCUGCUAUAUCGCAGAGCCAUGUGUGUUAGGAUGUGGGGAACAAUUGAUGAGGCUGAGGAUGCUUGUAUGUUUCUCAGGAAGGCGUUGGAGCUGGUACCCGACGACCCCGUGAUGCUCCAAGAGAGGCGAAAUCUCAUGAAAUGGUUCUUAGGAGAGUAG